Messenger RNA from Electrophorus electricus (electric eel), 4496 nucleotides. RefSeq names its product tight junction protein 2a (zona occludens 2) (gene tjp2a). The record is from RefSeq and is a predicted model, not a curated record. Gene Ontology annotation, cellular component: plasma membrane; bicellular tight junction. Gene Ontology annotation, molecular function: cell adhesion molecule binding. Gene Ontology annotation, biological process: establishment of endothelial intestinal barrier; cell-cell junction organization; cell-cell adhesion. Lineage: Eukaryota; Metazoa; Chordata; Actinopteri; Gymnotiformes; Gymnotidae.
UAUUUCGCUGGAACAAAUUAGCCACGUGUUAAUAAAGAGUUUAAUAAAUGUUACUUUGAAGUUUUUAUAUAUUUUUGCAAUCGUUAUUGUUUACAAUUAUAUAUACCCGUACAUCUGGUAUUAUGCCCGUGCUUGUGGACAGACUGGCCUUUCUGAAUAAAAACGUAGAGGAAUGCAGCUCUCUACCUUUACAUGAAGGCCAGCUGGAUCUGCAUUCUUGCUAAAUACCCAGGAGUCACGCCGCCUGCUCCAUCUUCUGGGAGAGCACAGUUAUGGAGGAGCUGGUGUGGGAACAAUACGCAGUGACUCUGCAGCGGGACUCCAAAAUGGGGUUUGGAAUAGCUGUAUCAGGUGGGAAAGACAAUCCGAAUGAAGAGACCGGAGAAACAUCCAUCAUCGUCUCCGAUGUGCUUCAGAGAGGGCCUGCAGAUGGGCUACUGUUCGAGAACGACCGAGUGAUCCAGGUCAACACCUGGCCCAUGGAGAGUGUGCCUCACUCAUUUGCUGUACAGACUCUUCGAAAGUGUGGCAAAGUCGCAAAAAUAUUAGUAAAGAGACCACGGAGGAUUCCCAUCAGCCUAGCAAAGCAUGCACCCUCCCCAGACGCCCGUGUCUUCAGUAACCCCGACUACGGUGACGACUAUGACCAGGACCGUGGCAGCAUGUACAGCGGGCGUAUGGACUAUGACACUAGCUCAGAGCGAGGCUAUCCGGACUCAGAGUAUAGCUAUGAGCGUGGCCGCCCACGGACCCUGGAGCGGGGCAUCAGCCCUGAGCGACAGCACAGGAGGGAUGGCAGUCGGGGCCGACAACUGGAGCGGGAGCAGAGUCCCGAGUUUCAGUACCGGCGGGAUGGUAGCCGGGGGCGACAGCUAGAGCGGGAGCAGAGCCCCGAACGUCAGCACCGGCGGGAUGGUAGCCGUGGGCGACAACUAGAGCGGGAGCAGAGCCCCGACCGCCAGUACAGACGGGAUGGUAGCCGUGGGCGACUGUUAGACCGGGAGCAUAGCCCUAAGCCACGUCGCCGCAGCCCCGACCGCCGCUAUCGUAGCGAAUACACCCUGGACCGGGACUACAGCCCAGACCAGAGCUAUCGCUCUAACCGAGAUCUUAGCCCAGACCGCCGUUACCGUAGUGACUACACCCUGGACCGGACACACAGCCCUGAGCCUUCCCGUCGCAUCCCAGAACCAAAGAGGUUUGAUGAGAUGGCAAAGAGGAGCGGCAGCCGAGACCGCCUGGAGCGCUCGCCCUCACCAGUGCCACCGCAGAGGACGGAGGCCCUGGAGAAACCGAUCAGUGUCAUGCUUCAGAAGAACAGACCCAACGAGGAAUAUGGCCUGCGUUUGGGCAGCCAACUCUUCAUUAAAGAGAUGACCAGCACAGGACUGGCGUCCAGAGAUGGCAGCCUACAGGAAGGAGACAUCAUCCUUAAAAUCAAUGGUACAGCCACGGAGAACCUGUCCUUGAGUGAUGCCGGGAAAUUGAUUGAGAAGUCUCGUGGGAAACUGCAGCUGGUGGUGCAGAGAGAUCACCGCAAGGUUCUAAUUCGCAUGCCACCAAUGGCUGACAGUGAUUCUGAGCUGGAUGAUAUUUCUGAGAUCGAGUCCUACCGGUCAUAUUCUCCUCAGGAUGACCGGCGAGGUCACCACUCGGACCCUUCACCCCACUCCUCCAAUGAGAGGCUUCGUGAAAAGUCCAGGGAUGACCCUCCAAACAGACUGGCUAAGAAAGGUGCCAUACCAACACCAUUUCUAGCAUCUGCAGAUGAUCUACCUCCUCCACCACCAAUGGAGGAGGACGAACCUCUCCCUGAGGAAGCUCCAGCUCCAGUGGUCAGUGCUGCCCCUAAAAUCAGUGUUCCACCAAAACCCAGAGUGCCUCCAAAAACUCCCCUGCGACCAAGCCCAGAGGACCUGGAAGUCUACGGGCCUGGCACAGUGAUGGUGCACUUCCAGAAGGGUGACAGUGUGGGCCUUCAGCUGGCAGGGGGCAAUGAUGUGGGCAUUUUCAUAGCGAGCGUUCAGGAGGACAGCCCUGCUGAGGUUGAGGGCCUGCGCACAGGGGACCAGAUUAUGAAGGUGAAUAACAUGGACUUUAGAUGUAUGGUGAGAGAAGAUGCAGUGCUGUACUUGUUGGAGAUUCCUAGAGGAGAAAAUGUCACUAUCCUGGCACAGAGCAAACCUGAUGUGUAUAAGGAGGUUCUGGAGUCUGGACGAGGAGACAACUUCUUCAUUAGAACCCACUUUGAGCAUGAGCGAGAAUCUCCACAGGGCCUGACCUUCUCCAGGGGAGAAGUCUUCAAAGUAGUGGACACUCUGUAUGACGGCAAACUGGGCAACUGGCUAGCCAUCCGCACCGACAAAGACAACCAGCUACUCGAUAAAGGUGUCAUCCCCAGCAAGAGCAGGGCUGAUCAGAUAGCCAACGCGCAGAACACACAGAAGGGAGCAGCCAAUGACAGAGGAGAUUUCUGGAGGCUGAGGGGUCAAAGGGCAGGCAAGAAGAAGGACCUCCGGAAGAGCAGAGAGGACCUCACAGCCACGCCCAUCACCACACGCUUCCCUGCCUAUGAGAGAGUGGUGCUGCGAGAAGCUGGGUUCAGGAGACCUGUGGUUCUUUUUGGUCCGAUUGCUGACGCAGCUAACGAGAAAUUAGCAAAUGAUCUGCCAGAGGAGUUUGUCAUUGCAAAGACAGAGCCCAAAGAUGCAGGUGCAGAGAAGUCCUCAGGAGUGGUGAAACUAAACACUAUCCGGCAGAUCAUUGAACAAGAUAAGCAUGCUUUGGUCGACAUCACCCCCAAAGCCGUGGACACAUUAAAUUAUACCCAGUGGUACCCCAUCGUGGUAUUCCUGAAUCCAGACAGCAGGCAAGGCGUGAAGACCAUGAGAAAUCGUCUGAUGCCCGGCUCCAACCGCAGCUCUCGCAAGCUCUACGAGCAGGCCGUGAAGCUGAGGAAGACCUGCUCCCACCUCUUCACUGACACCGUGGACCUGAACGCAAGCCAUGACGCCUGGUACGGGAGCCUGAAGGACACCAUUCACGCACAGCAGAGCCGAGCUGUGUGGGUCUGCGAGAGCAAAAUGGAAGGCUCCGAGGAGGACCUGGACCAGCAGGACGACCGUAUGUCCUACCUGUCGGCCAUGGGCGCCGACUACCUGAGCAUGGACAGCCGCCUGACCAGUGAUGACGAGGGAGGGGCUUACACAGACAAUGAGCUAGACGAGGCCGUGGAUGAGCCACGGGUGUCGGGCACCAGCCGCUCAUCUGAGCCGGUGCUCCCUGAUGAGAAGCCUGCCCCUGUGCCCCGUAUGAAGCGGUCUGGAAGCAGGGAGGUACUGCGGGACCCCAGCCCACCUCCCUCCUUCGUUCCAGAACCCCCCAAGGCCAAGUCGCAGCCUCGAGGCAGUGACACAAGGAGCUUCAACUCUCCCUCCAGCAGCGUGGUGAGCAGUGAGGUUUCCGCCAGCUUAAGGCCCCCUCCGCCCCCCGUAGCCCAGAAGCCCAGCUUCCUUGGGAGGGCCGGCCCGGCUUUGGAGCCUGCCUCAGAUGUGGAUGACCCAGCCAAACGCUCCUUCCUGGGCAAGGUGAAGGCCUUUGAACAGAUGGACCACCUGGCCCGAACACAGAGGAUGCUGGAGCUCCAGGAGGCUGAAUACGCACGGCUGGAAAUCUCUCAGAAACACCCAGACAUUUAUGCCGUCCCCGUCAAACCAAAGCCCAAUCAGAACAGACCGCAGGCUGUUGGCUCGAGCGCAGAAUCACAUGCCAAGCUAUCCUUCUCAGAGGGUCAUUCCUCUUACGCUGCUGCGGCUAACGAGGAGGAGGACCAGGACCACCGCCAGCUCGCUGACCUGUCUCGCCGAGGCUACUACAACCCCCAGAAAUACAAUGACACCGAGCUAUAGGACUCCACACCCAGGAACUGGGGUCCUUUUUGUCUCCGCCCACGUGUGUCAUAAACGUGGAUGUCAAAAGGCCCCAUGUCCCCUUAUAUUGAAUCUUGGCAUGGGAAAAAUACCUUACACAAAUGAAACAGCAAGUCAGAUAACAUCCUGAAAAGAGUUCCAAUAUUCAAAUUAAGCACAGGAGAGUUACGGUUUGGGCUACUUUGAAGAUCAUGUUUUUCAUUCUAUAUUUAUCGUUUUUUAUAUGAUACUUAGAAAAGAUGGAUAUGUUCAAGUAGUAUACUGCCUCUAUUUACCUUGUGUCUUCUGAAAAUUAAUACAUUUAUCUGUAGUAUCCAAAUUUGUUUUCCCACUAAUGAAAAUCUAUAGUUGUUAUAAGGUUCUAAUCCACACUGAGAAGUGGACAACUGUGCACCUGUGUGAACAGUAAGAAUGCGUAACCUGCCAUAAACACAACAUAUCGUUCAGUUGCCUUAAAUAUUAUUCUUCCUCAUCUUAUACAUUUGAAAGUGGUUUUGUUAUUCAUUUAACAUGCAUGUGAAUUUUUUUAGAUCACUUUGCAUUUUGGUUUGAUUCAAAAUAUCAGGU